Molecule: messenger RNA, 736 nt
Organism: Paramecium octaurelia
Lineage: Eukaryota; Ciliophora; Oligohymenophorea; Peniculida; Parameciidae
Source: the annotation of a GenBank genome assembly
AUGUUAAAUCAAGGGAGAGCUCUUUGGUAUGCACUGAAAGUGGAAGAUUACGAUUUGGUUGAGUUUCUCAUAAAUUAAAAGACAGAUAUCAGAUAAACUUAUGAAUUUGAGCCAAAACGAUACUUAUCUACUGCAAGUGUAAAAUGCUUAAUAAUAAAUUCUAUAGUUGUUGACUCUUCGAGUUUGUUAGGCUCGUUCAAAGGGAUUGAAUAAUCAUUACUAAAGAAUGUACUAAAUACUAGAUAAUUUUCUCUAAUAUGCAGAAGAAUGCGACAUUCGAUGUCAUUGUUCAAAGAACUACGAACACAGAUGUCCACUGUAUAUAGCAUUGAAGGCAUUAGGAGUCAAGAAGGAGCAGGAUAUGUUUAAUAAGAAGAAUGACAUUUUGAAGGCUUUGUUAAUCAAAGGGGCUAAUUUAAGGAUAUUNUAAGUUUUCACUUUCUUCUUGCAUUCUGUGAUUGUCACCUUGGUGGUUUUCUUUAAUUUCUUCUUAUUCUACUUGGAGGAAGAAUCUGAUUCAUUUUCUUCCUCCACACUAUAUGUUAUUUUUGUAGCAUUUCUUUUUGCGCGCUAUAAGCUCAUUUUUGGAAUUAAUAUUUUUUAAUAUGAACAUUAUAUUCAAUUUAUUCAAUACAUUUAUGAUAGUCAGAUAUAUAUAUAUAUAGAUUAUUAUUCCUUCUAAUCAACAGCCAUCAAAAACUUUUCAAUGCUGCUGUACAACAUCAAUUUUAUUUGA